GGGAAGAGGCCAGUCCUGCCGAUGGAGAACCUGGGUUCGCCGUCCAUGCCCUACCCCGCCCACUGUGAAUUCGUCACUUUAUUUUAAAUGCAAAAGGGGAGUGAGAGAUUAAUAAAAGGCCUUCGCAAAAGUGAGGAGGGUGAUGAUAUCUGAGCGUUGUCAGAUCAUUCUGCCACCCCGUCCAGUCACUGUCACUGCAGCGUCGUUCCAUAUUUAGCUCCCAACAACUGUGCCUAGUGGUCUUAACCCAGUGCCCCAGCACCCGAGAGGAUGGCUGAAAAAGAGGAGACGCCCGACAACACCCAGAAUGGCGAGGAGCAGCCUGAAAAUGCAGAGGAGGCUGAGGAGGAGAAGAAGAAGCAAGAGCUGGAGAAACUGCCGCCGUUUGAAAUCGUGGAAGGGGAGCGCUUCCCUGCCUUCUUUUUCAAAUUCCAGUUUAGGAAUGUGGAAUACAGCUCAGGCAGGAAUAAGACCUUCCUGUGUUACAUUGUGGAAACCCAAGGCAAAGAGUCUGGGAGCUUUCGGGGUUACCUGGAGGAUGAGCAUGUAGCAGCCCAUGCUGAAGGUGCUUUCUUCAACAACAUCUUGCCCACAUGCGAGCCCAGCCUUCGCUACAAUGUCACCUGGUAUGUCUCCUCCAGUCCCUGCGUGCCCUGCGCGGACCAGAUAGCUCAGAUACUGCAGAAGAACAAGAACCUGCGCCUCACCAUCCUGGUCAGCCGUCUCUUCAUGUGGGAGGAGCCGGAAAUGCAGGCUGCUCUCAAGAAACUGAAGACAGCUGGAUGUAAACUGAAGAUUAUGAAGCCUCAAGACUUUGAGUAUAUCUGGCAGAACUUUGUGGAGCAGGAAGAAGGAGAGGCAAAGGCCUUCGAGCCCUGGGAGGACAUUCAGGAGAACUUUCUGUAUUAUGAAGAGAAGUUAGCUGAGGUUCUGCACUGAGGCGCAUGGCCAGCUUGCAAGAGAUCCCUCAUCCAGUGGAGAGACGAAAUAUGACAGACUUGGACAUCUAGGACAUGCCUUCAGUUUUCCAGAGCUGCUUUGAGACACAAGCCUUUAGCAAACAUGGCCCUGAUGGACUAAGACUACAUUUACAAUGUAGCAGUUAGGCGUUUUGUUUUUUAUUUUUAAAAUAAACUUGCACUGUCUUUGUUAGCAGGACAAGAGAAAGCCAUGUGCUCUGCUUAAUGACAUGAAUAUAGUGGGCUUACUAGGGCAGCAUUAGCAUUAAAACUCACCCCCUUAGAUCAUGGCUGAAAAUUAGAGCAAAAGCAGCAAAGUCAGAAUAGCUAUUGAGCAAAUGUAUGACCUAUAAAUGCUAAGGACCUUUUUUUUAAAGACAAAAACCAAGUUGGUAAACAGAAAUGCUCAUGCUAUAAAAACUGGAAGGGCAAAGGAGUUAAAUCAGUAGCCAUUGCAGAAACUCUCAGCUACUGUGAUUUCCCCCCCCUUUCACAUAAACAUUUUCCAAACAUGGGCAUUUAAUAUAGUGGAGAAGAACUUACAACCCACCCAUGUAAUGUUUCACACUUGAGAAAGUACAAUGCUAUAGGAAGGGGGAAUUCCCACAUACAAAAUAAUUUCAAGAGCUAGCAAGAGAGUGAAUGGAACAGAUGGAAAAAUCUGGUCCUGUGACAAUGCCUACAUGGAACAGGUGGAAAGAUCAUAGGGAGGCUGGUCAGCCAAGAUGUUCAAUCAGAGGGGGUUCACACUUCCAGCUUAAUUUCUGACUCACCAUAGUUUUUGUCCCAACAGCACCAAGCAAAAUCGAAAGGAACAGCAGACCACAGGAAUGUAAGAGAUGAAAAAGACAAGGUAUGGCCAAAAGUUUUACAUCUGACUGUUCCACUGGCACCAUACCCUAGUCUUAGCCUUCAACAGAAAGGAUGCAAAUAGCAGUAAGAAACCAUCAGUGUGGAAAGCAGACAAAAAUAGGUGUGCUGAUUUUACUAUUUGUGUUUGUUACCAGACUUAGAAAACAAAUAUAAACAAGAUACAAAACCUAAAUCCAGCACAUAUUUUUGGUAUAUAUUUAUGCUUGUUUACAGAUUCGAUAUUCCAAAUUUCUAUGUGCUGAACUCAAUCCUUUAAGAAAUUCCCAUGUUUGGCUAUAGCAGUUAUACACCAAAAACAACUUCACAAGGGACAAAAUGGUGAUCAGAUACAGGCUUUGCAUUUUUAAGGUGUUACAGAUACACACAUGAGAGCAGAAAGACAGAAUCACCCAGUGCCAACCCCUCUGGCAAAUUAAAGAGUAAUUCAUAAUCUGUAAAGAUGUGAUAAUUUUUGACUGAAAAGGAACAAUAUAACAACCUGAGGCCUUUAAAGAUUAGAAAAAGGGAUUUGCAAAGCUUCAUCAAGUAUGCAAAAGAUCCCACACAAAACAUUCUGUUAAUAGCUUCUCAAUAGAGAAGGGUUUCCAUAUAUUACCAUGAACAAAAAGAUUAUCUUUAUUAAGGAUUCUACUUUAUGCUUGAAUUCCUAUACUUUGGUAUUUAGUUACUAUAGUAAUGGGCAUCCUAAAAGUAAAUCAGAUUAGUCACUGUGAUGGGAUUGGAAGUAAAGCAUACUACAACUACUAAAGGUAUAUAUGGCAGAGCAAUUCAGCUUAAAGGUUCUAAAAUCAGUAACAUUAUUAUAUUUGAACCAAAUGCUGCAGAAAGAGACCUGGUAUCUUACUUUAAGUAUGUGGUGAAAAAAUGCUCCAGCUGAAGUUUACUGACCACCACCAAGUAACAGACUACAUUUUGGGGGUCUGCUG
Pelodiscus sinensis (Chinese soft-shelled turtle) is the source of this 2758-nucleotide messenger RNA. It is a transcript of the gene APOBEC2, whose product is annotated as apolipoprotein B mRNA editing enzyme catalytic subunit 2. The record is from RefSeq and is a predicted model, not a curated record. Gene Ontology annotation, biological process: cytidine to uridine editing. Gene Ontology annotation, molecular function: RNA binding; cytidine deaminase activity. NCBI's taxonomy places the organism in Eukaryota, Metazoa, Chordata, Testudines, Trionychidae. Gene Ontology annotation, cellular component: nucleus; cytoplasm.